Aspergillus saccharolyticus JOP 1030-1 is the source of this 435-nucleotide messenger RNA. RefSeq names its product Hpt domain-containing protein. Gene Ontology annotation, biological process: phosphorelay signal transduction system; phosphorylation. The record is from RefSeq and is a predicted model, not a curated record. The annotation marks the transcript as partial. Gene Ontology annotation, molecular function: histidine phosphotransfer kinase activity; protein histidine kinase binding. Gene Ontology annotation, cellular component: cytoplasm; nucleus. The transcript is spliced from 2 exons. Lineage: Eukaryota; Fungi; Ascomycota; Eurotiomycetes; Eurotiales; Aspergillaceae.
GCUACCAAUCCCCCCACUACCCUGGCAGAGAUGUCUGAAACUAUCGACCAGACCACAUUUGAACAGAUUCUUGAGAUGGAUGAUGAAGGCGACAAUGACUUCAGCAAGGGCAUUGUGUUUGGGUUCUUUGAUCAAGCGGAGAGCACGUUCGACAAGAUGGAGAAGCACUUGGCUGACAAGGACUUGGCCGAACUUUCAUCUCUGGGUCAUUACCUGAAAGGUUCUUCCGCCACUUUGGGUUUGAUCAAGGUCAAAGAUGCGUGUGAGAAAAUCCAGCACUACGGAGCCGGCAAGGAUGAGACCGGUACCAAUGAUGAGCCCAAUCAAGAGGUUUCGCUGGAAAACAUUCGCAAGACCUUGACCCAGGUAAAGAAGGAUUACAAGGAAGUUGAAGAUUUCUUGCGCAGAUACUAUGGUGAAAGCCCGUCGUCUUAG